Anthostomella pinea is the source of this 1581-nucleotide messenger RNA. Lineage: Eukaryota; Fungi; Ascomycota; Sordariomycetes; Xylariales; Xylariaceae. The record is from the annotation of a GenBank genome assembly.
AUGGCUCUUGGCAAUUUGACGAAGUCGGCGCCGAAGAAGGAGGAGGCUAUCCUAGCCGCUGAGGAGGCGCCAGCAUUCGAGAGAGUCAGCUGGACGAGGGAUCCCGGCUUGAGGAAGCUCUACUUCUACGCUUUCGUACUUUGCAUCGCUUCUGCCACCACUGGAUACGAUGGCUCGUUCCUCAACUCCGUACAGGUCUUCGAGACAUGGAAGGGCUACUUCGGCAACCCCACGGGCUCUCAGUUGGGUCUUCUGGUUGCUCUGUACCAGAUUGGUAGCAUUGUCUCGAUCCCCAUCGUACCUGUGAUUGCCGACAGAUUUGGGCGAAAGAUACCAAUCAUAAUUGGAUGCGUUAUCAUGAUCGUGGGUGCCAUUGUCCAAGGUACUGCAACGGGCCUUGGAGCAUUCAUGGGCGGCCGUGUUUUGAUGGGUGUCGGAAACAGCUUGGCUCAGGUUGCCUCUCCCAUGUUGCUGACCGAGGUCGCACACCCCCAACACCGUGGUCGUCUCACGGCCGUCUACAACUGCCUGUGGAAUGUCGGUGCCAUCUUUGUCACAUGGCUAUCAUUCGGCACCAACUACAUUCCCAACAACUGGUCAUGGCGUAUCCCGGCCAUCCUUCAGGCCUUCCCCUCUGUAAUCCAGAUCAUCUUCAUCUGGUGGGUUCCCGAGUCGCCGCGGUACCUUAUGGCCAAGGACAAGCAUGAGAAAGCGCUCGAGAUUCUUGCUCGCUACCACGCCAACGGCAACGUCAACCACCCUACCGUUCAGUUCGAGUACCGCGAGAUCAAGGAAACCAUUAGGCUGGAGAUGGAAAGCAAGAACAACAGCAGCUAUGCCGAUUUCCUCAAGACAAAGGGAAACCGUUACCGACUAGCGGUCCUGCUGUCUCUUGGUCUCUUUUCCCAAUGGUCUGGCAAUGCCAUCAUUUCCAACUACUCAAGCGUCCUGUAUGAGCAGGCCGGUGUCACAGACUCGAACUCCAAGUUCGGUCUUGCUGGUGGUCAAACCAUCCUCGCCCUCAUCGUCUCCGUAUCCAUGGCCACACUCGUCGACAGGUGGGGUCGACGACCGAUGUUCCUCAUCUCGACCGGGGGUAUGUUCGUGGUGUUCGUCUUCUGGACGCUGUGCGCGGGCCUGUACGGCGAGCACCGGACCCACGGGGCCAACUACGCCAUGAUCUUCUUCAUCUGGCUCUUCGGCUUCUUCUACUCGAUCGCGUGGUCGGGUCUGCUGGUCGGGUACGCGAUCGAGAUCCUGCCGUACAAGCUGCGCGCCAAGGGCCUCAUGAUCCUCAACAUCAUGAUCCAGGCGGCGCUGUGUUUGAAUGAGUACGCCAACCCCGUGGCGUUCAAGGCGUUCGGCCAGGACCACUCGUGGAAGCUGUACAUCAUCUACACGUUCUGGAUCUUCAUCGAGCUGUGCUUCGUCUACUUCAUGUACGUCGAGACCCGCGGCCCCACGCUCGAGGAGCUGGCCAAGGUCAUCGACGGCGAGGACGCCAAGGUCGCCCACCUCGACCUCGAGCAGGUCGAGAAGGAGGUCGCGAUCGAGACCCACGACGUUCCCCACAAGGUCUAG